AAGUCCUACGCACCAAUUCGGCAGCAAUUCAUUCCAUAUUCCACUCCCACUCCUUGGGGUAAACUUUCGUCAUUCGGAUUCCAUGAAUUGGGCACUGCAGUGGAUCCUCCCCAGAAACGUCCAUCCGACAGCUGUAAGCCCGAUUCGGCGGUGAUCAUGCCCAACCACCGUUUCCUUGACAGCACAUCAGCAUCCGCUUCUCCAUCAGAUCUGUCGCCGGAUUUCUCUCCACUGCUCCUCCCAUGGCGGCGGCGGCGGCGAUGCUCCUCUCUUCUUCCGCCACAGCCUUCGUCCUAUUACUGCUUUCAGUGGCGGGUCUUACUUCCUCCGCGGUGUCACCGUCGCCGUCGCCGGUCCCCGGUGGCUCGAUCCGCACUCCUAAUGCACCCCCUCCGGCGCCUUCCCCCUCUCUGAGUACUUCGCCUGCUUCUCCACCGCCAGAAACCCCUCACUCUUCUCCGUCUCCACCUCCCGAGUCGCCGUCCCCCUCUCGGAUCACGAAGGUACCCGCACCGGUGCCCAACGGCGCCGAUUCAAGGGCAGCGCUGAGCCAUAAAGUGAAGGGAGAUGGAGAAGGCGAAGGCGGCGGCGGCGGGAUGAACGGGGGGAAGAAAACGGCGAUAGUGGUGAGUCUGAUUCUGGCGGCGGCGGUCCUGGCGGCGGCGGCAGUGGUCUACAAGAAGCGCCGGGACAACAUCCGGCGGUCCAGGUAUAGCUACGCCACUCACAGGGAGAUUCUUUGAAAUCGGAAACAUGAUGAUCGAUUCUUUCUUUGACGAGUACGAUGUAGUUAUCGAUUUCCCGCAGAUAGAUUAAUUAAUUCAAGAAGAAUUAGUUUCAAUUCCUUUAGUUUUAUCCCUAGACCAGUAGGGAAGACAGAGGAGAUAGAUUAUGAGAAAAGUGCAGUUCAUAUAUUUAAUAUGCAUUGUAAACAUAGUUUAAUCCAGUUCUUUAUUUGCCAUAAAUCUGUUGUGAGUUCUUAUUGUUCUUA
Molecule: messenger RNA, 991 nt
Organism: Zingiber officinale
Lineage: Eukaryota; Viridiplantae; Streptophyta; Magnoliopsida; Zingiberales; Zingiberaceae
Product: classical arabinogalactan protein 9-like
Exons: 1
Coding region: 243-743 (166 amino acids)
Source: RefSeq, a predicted model, not a curated record